Messenger RNA from Microdochium trichocladiopsis, 1390 nucleotides. RefSeq lists its product as uncharacterized. The transcript has 3 exons. The record is from RefSeq and is a predicted model, not a curated record. Lineage: Eukaryota; Fungi; Ascomycota; Sordariomycetes; Xylariales; Microdochiaceae. The coding region runs from base 294 to 1283 and encodes 329 amino acids.
CCCCAAGGUUCUCUUCCAAUGGUCCCACCUGUAGCCGCAGGACUUCAGAACCUGAUCUCGGAGGCAGUGGUGCGACGAUCAAUCACGGCAAUGACGUCUUUGUUCGACAUAUUGCAUCGUGGUGGUCGAGCACUCGAUGACUUAGACGAAAGGCGGUCACACUUAAGCCAACUCACCAGAUUUCUGAUCAGCGGCUUUCAGCGCGGGCUUGAUUGGCAGGUCGUCAUCGUUCAGUCCAUAGGCACUCUUGCGUUGCUCGCUUGACGGGGAAGUACAACGAGUGGCAGCUACAUAUGGACGGACUCGUCAGACUUAUGGCGUCGACAGGCGGCUUGCAUAUGUUUCCGCCAUUAGUCCAACUACACAUCCGGAAAGCCGACAUCAAGGGUGCUUUUGAGCGGAUAGAGCAACCCAGAUUUUCAUUCUCGUGGGCUUAUGAGCCGAUCUGGUCAUCUCUAUCAUCAGAGACACGGGACCACUGUGCCAACAGAGUCCGGGCAGUCUUUUCGCAAAGCAGCAUCGAUUCGACUGUGAGAGAGACUUUCGUGGAGAUAGCGUAUAUGGCUCAUGUCACAGAGACCGCUUCGAAGACGGGGACCAUGCAACGGAUUGAGCUUCCCAGGCUAACCGAGUCCCAUUUUUACUUGAUCAACCGUUUGCUCACAUCCCCUCGGAUGCUCACACCUUCCGAGGCGUUCAUUCAUUUGCGGAGCACAGACAUGACGCAAGACCAUUUUGUGGUUGACAGCAAACGGUUUUUUGUGCUCAGCAUCAGCGACUCAGUGGAAGAAGCACUGAGGAUCUCGGGACUACUAUUCUUCAAGAUGGUCAAAGGAGGCGCCCGUGAGAGAUGGGACCAACAUGUCAACCAUUUAUGGUUGUUGAAUGGACACCUUCGUCGAAUUUCAGUGUGGUUGCAUGGCUACAACCGGGGCUCGCCCUCGUCCAGCAAGGACAUCUCCUGCAUGCACAUCCACGACAGUACAGAGUAUCAUCCCGUCCUGAGCGCCCGCGGGUUGCUGAUAUGGGCAAGUCUGAUUGGCGAGGCGGCUGCUGCAGCAAGCGAAAGAGAGGUUUGGAUAUGGCCGCGACCAUACGCGGCCGAUCCCGGCAUAUAUCGUGAAAUACUGGCAGAGCUGCUUGGCUCCGCGAGCGACGUUUCCGAUGCUAGUCUCCCCGAGGAAGACCUAGAAUUCUGCCGUAUCUUCCACCUUGGCAUCCUGCAGAACUUCUUCUGGGAUGUGAGAGCAGAAAUAUCACGCGUACUUCAUGGGAAGCCUUAGGUCUGCCCAAGCUGACCCUGUCGUGGACGCGAGAUGUAAGGUCUUCAUACAGUACAGCAUUGAAUUCCUAGCGGGCACUUCUUGACAAGAGUUUCACAUAAGGCGCA